CGCUGAGGUGUGCGAGAACCCCUAGAUCCUGAAGAAAAAAAACAGCAUUGAAGCUCAUUAAAAUAGUUUUUAAAGACAGCUGUUCCUGUAAGACAGUAAGUGAUUUUAACACACUAAAAUCAUGAUAACAUGCCUAAGAACAUUUAUUUAACCCAGAAUAUUCUUUAAUAUUAUUAUAGUAUAAGUAUGCUAGUAGCAGUAGUAGGAUCGGUAUCGGCAAAAAAUAUAUAAUAAUAAUAAUAAAGAAAUCUACAUUGGUGCAUCCCUAAAUGGACGUCACCUGUUGACUGUUCAGCUUACACAAUUAACAUUAAUAUGUAGCGCAGCUGCCAUGUAUAGACAGAAAGAAGGUGUUGAAAAUAUGCAGAAGAAACAUCUGGUAGGCGGGCAUAGUGUUGGGGUUUGAUCUAGUGUGUAUGUCUAUGGUCUGUCAGUCGCGCUGUGUUUGCAGUGGCCAACCAUCAUUUUAGCAUGAGACGGCUAUCUGCCUCUUGAACGAUGCCACAUACGCCUGAAUCCCGGAAUACCUGCUGUUAUCUACCCUUGAACACUACCAAGAAGAUCAUCUGUCCUGACAGACGCUUAUAUAGACCGAAAGGAAGGAGCUGAGACUGAGGGGGUAGAUGUAUCACCAGGAGCGAGCACAGUAUGAAGAAAGCAGGCAGGCCAGUGGGGAAUAAGGCAGCAAAUGGAGGAGGAAAAGGUGAUGCAGUGACAGCCGGAAGCUCUGCUGGCAAAACCUCUGUUAAGAGCCCUACCACAGCUUCACUCUCCAAGGCCAAAAGCAAUGAUGAUCUUCUAGCUGCUAUGGCUGGGAGCAGUGCAGGGACAAACAGCAGUGUUGUCAAGGGCAAGAAAUCUACCUCUGCUCACUCAACAUCCCCUGCUGCAAACACUAAUAACUCUGAGAGCAAGUCAAAGACCACCUCAGGCCCAUCUGGCAAACGAAUAUCAUCCACAACCUCCAAGGAGUCAAACUCGUCACGAGAGCGUUUACGGAACUCCAGAAACUCCAGCAGUAAGAAGCAGUCAUCCACUGGUGGUUCUGAUAGAGCUCUGACCAGGCAUUCUCGUGGACAGGCUCAAACAUCAGACUCGGAGAGCCGCAUGAGCAAAUCAAAAUCUGAUGGACAGCUAAGUGAUAAAGUGGCCCUGGAGGCCAAAGUGAAAGAUCUAUUAGGUCUGGCCAAGAGCAAAGACAUUGAAAUCCUGCAGCUACGGGGUGAGCUGAGGGACAUGAGAGUUCAGCUGGGACUGCCUGAGGAAGAAGAGGAAGAGGAGAGGCCACCAGAGCGGGAGGUGACGGCAGUGAUCUCUGCUGCUGAUGUGGAGUCAACAUUGCUCCUUCUGCAGGAGCAGAACCAGUCCAUCCGUGGAGAGCUAAACCUGCUUAAGAAUGAAAACCGCAUGCUAAAGGACCGCCUUAAUGCCCUGGGCUUCUCCCUGGAGCAGAGAAUGGACGGGGCUGAGAAAACCUUUGGCUACCCCCCCACCAGUCCCGACCCUUCCUCCUCUGUGAGCGUUGGAGGUCAUGGAGACUGUGCCACUGUGGCCUCCUCUGCAGAGGGAUCAGCACCAGGUUCCAUGGAAGACCUCCUGACAGGUGGCCAGCGAAGUGGCUCAACAGACAACCUGGACAGUGAGUCCAGUGAAGUCUAUCAGGCCGUCACAUCCAGCGAUGAUGCCUUGGAUGCUCCCUCAGGCUGUGGUUCCUUGUCCUCCUCCGAGUCUGAAGGUGGAGCUCCGGCAUGUCGCAGUUCUUCUCGUAAGGGGAGCAGUGGCAAUGCCAGCGAGGUCUCGGUAGCGUGCCUGACAGAGCGCAUACACCAGAUGGAGGAGAAUCAGCACAGCACAUCCGAGGAGCUGCAGGCCACUCUGCAGGAACUGGCAGACCUGCAGCAGAUAACGCAGGAGCUAAAUGGUGAGAAUGAACGGCUAGGAGAAGAGAAGGUGCUGCUUAUGGACUCUCUUUGCCAACAGAGUGACAAACUGGAGCACUGUGGCCGUCAGAUCGAGUACUUCCGGUCACUUCUGGACGAGCGUGGUGUGGGGUAUUCGGUGGAUGAAGACAUCAAGAGCGGCCGAUACUUGGAGCUAGAGCAGCGUUAUGUUGAGCUCGCAGAAAAUGCUCGAUUUGAGCGCGAGCAGCUCUUGGGCGUACAGCAACAUCUGAGCAAUACUCUGAAGAUGGCUGAACAAGACAAUGCGGAAGCUCAGAGUGUGAUCGCAGCUCUAAAGGAGCGCAACCAUCACAUGGAGCGGCUGUUAGAUGUAGAAAGGCAAGAGCGAGCCGGCAUGGCAGCGGCGUUGGAGGAGUGUAAAGCUGCGGUGAGCAACGAUCAAGCUGAGCGCAGCCGCUGUCGUGCCUUACUGGAACAGGAGAGGCAAAAAGUAGCAGAGCUCUACUCCAUUCACAAUGCUGGAGAUAAGAGCGACAUCCACCAGCUCCUUGAAGGUGUUAGGCUAGACAAGGAGGAAGCUGAGGCCAAGGCCGCCAAACUUCAGGAUGAUCUGGGGCACGCUCGCACUGAGGUGGCAUGUCUGCAAGACACCCUCAAUAAGCUGGAUGCAGAGUACAGGGACUUCCAGAGUGAGGUACAGAAGGAGUUAGCUGAGCAGAAGAGGGCUCUAGAGAAGCAGCGUGAGGACAUGCAGGAGAAAGAGACUGAGAUCGGAGACAUGAAGGAGACCAUCUUUGAACUGGAGGACGAAGUGGAGCAGCACAGAGCUGUCAAACUUCACGACAACCUCAUCAUCAGCGACCUAGAGAAUUCCAUGAAAAAGCUUCAGGAUCAGAAGCAUGACAUGGAGCGAGAGAUAAAGAUCCUUCACCGCAGACUCCGGGAAGAGUCCGCAGAGUGGCGUCAGUUUCAGGCGGAUCUGCAGACUGCUGUGGUCAUUGCUAAUGACAUUAAGUCAGAAGCUCAGGAGGAGAUUGGUGAUCUACGGCGCCGCCUCCAAGAAGCCCAGGAGAAGAACGAAAAGCUGGGCAAAGAACUAGAUGAAGUUAAAAAUCGCAAGCAGGAUGAGGAGCGUGGCCGUGUGUAUAACUACAUGAAUGCAGUGGAGAGGGACCUUGCUGCUCUCAGGCAGGGAAUGGGACUGAGUCGACGCCCCUCUACAUCCUCAGAGCCAUCGCCCACUGUCAAAACCCUCAUAAAAAGCUUUGACAGUGCCUCACAGGGUCCUGGAGCUAAUGCUACUGCAGUCGCCACAGCAGCUGCUGCGGUGAGCACAGCUCCAACAGCCACCUUACCCCGGACACCUCUGAGCCCCAGCCCAAUGAAGACUCCACCUGCUGCUGCAGUCUCGCCGAUACAGAGACACUCAAUCACUGGCUCUAUGACCGCCACCAAGCCCCUCUCCUCACUUACAGACAAAAGAACCAGCUACACGGAUAUCAGCAUGCCAGCAGAGCAUCUACUCCGAGCGGCCAAUGGCAGUCGUCCUGCUUCUGCUCUCCAAAGAGUCUCUAACAUGGACACAUCAAAGGCCAUCACAGUCCCGCGGAGAAGCAGUGAGGAGGCGAAGAGGGAUAUCAGUGCUCCUGAUGGAGGUCCAGCUUCCUCUCUGAUAACUAUGGGCUCUUCUGCACCUCCUCUUUCGCUGUCCUCUUCCUCCUCCCCCACGGCCUCCAUCAACCCCACUGCACGCAGCCGCCUACGAGAGGAGCGAAAAGACCCUUUGUCGGCUUUGGCUCGUGAAUAUGGAGGUUCUAAGAGAAAUGCACUGCUGAGGUGGUGUCAGAAGAAAACUGAGGGUUAUCAGAACAUCGACAUAACCAACUUCAGCAGUAGCUGGAAUGAUGGGUUGGCUUUCUGUGCUGUCCUGCACACAUACCUGCCUGCUCAUAUUCCAUAUCAGGAGCUCAACAGUCAGGACAAGAGACGAAAUUUUACCCUGGCAUUUCAAGCAGCAGAAAGCGUGGGCAUUAAAUCCACUCUGGACAUCAAUGAAAUGGUCCAUACAGAAAGACCAGACUGGCAGAGUGUAAUGACUUAUGUCACAGCUAUCUACAAGUAUUUUGAAACCUGAGCACAUGUAUCUAAAUUAAGUGUCACACCUCGACACAACAAAUUACAACUUACCCGAAUGCAACAUCUCACCACAUCGCCCAGGCCUAACCCUAGCACAACGCAUGUCACAUCAAGUCAAACAGAUCACAAAGAACAGCUCCUUUAGGAUACGUCAAUAUGACGUAGGAUACAUUGACAUACAGUAUCUUGGAAAUCCUCUACAGUGGGACUGCAGCAUCAGUAGUAUGCCUUGACAAUACUGUGUGCUGGGAGAUGAACACAACAGACUAUCUACUCACUGUUUCCUGGUGGGGAGCAUCCGACUUGUACUUCGGAGUGGAGCCUGUGGAUAUGAAAUCAGUUCAGUCUUAAAGAAGGGUGACGACCUGCUUGCAACCCGUGCCUUUUGCCAUCCUGAGUACUUGCUUCCAGUGCGGUGACAUGUUUAGAUCGAGUUAUUCACCUUAAUUCACAUCAGCAAAAAUAGAACUUGUUUGAAAAGAGCGAGAUGUGUUCAAUGCAGUGCCUAACUAAAAAACUUUGUUGGAGUUGCAGAAUUGUACACUAAUAUGAAAUAUUAAUUCACUAUAGCACACAGUCAGUAGUCUACCUUUUAUAGAGGAUUGUUUGAAAAGCUUAUUGGGGACACCUUUAUUUAUGACUGUGACGGAUCUUGGCUUGAAAUACUAUAUAUUAAAAAGGGAUGUCAGCAAUAAGCUUAUGUAACUUGAGCGAAUUAAUACGGUAUUAGUGCUGCUCACCAUUAAAUGGUAAGAUACUGUAGUUAACACUAUAUUCAGAUAUGCAGUCCAUGUGCAUGUUCUGUCCAGUUUAUGCACAGAAUUUAGCUCUAUAAACCAUUGCCUGAAAUAGUAUACCAAAAAUGAAAGCUUACAAGAUCCCUUUUUGUUUGUGACUCAGUUAAGCUACACUUCCUUCUGUACUUAAACUAAUCAAAUUGUUUGUUCUUUCUCAGGAUAAGAAAAAUGUAUCAAUAUUUAUCAAGAUGAAUAAUUGUGAUUCAUAGUGUAGUGCAUAGGAUCCUAUGUGCAGUGAUAUGGAUUUUUCAGAGCUCUACCAAGACCCUUCACAUUUUCACACUUUGCAAAGCACAAAAUUCUUUGAGUGACACAUUCAAAUGCACUAAUUUAAGCUUUUAAUGAAACUACAUUCCAGACCAUUAGUAUGUAUGAUCUGAAAUUAUAUAUGGAGAUUGGUUCUUGCUACAGUCCAGCAGUGCUGAAUUCAUGCAUCACUCUCUUGAAAGCCUUUACAGACAUUUCCCAACCGUUUUAUUUUAAGAGCGCACACUACUCCAACCACCUGUCUGCAAAUAACAUUAAAAUUAAUUCAAAAUCAAUUCUGAACGUAUACAACAAGAAAGUAAAAAUAAAUAUAUAAACUUGUUGAAUAAUCUUACAUUUGAAAUUUGUCUUUUAAAUGUGCUGAAUAUGUGUCCCUUCCUUCCCUUAAAGGGAUAGUUCACCCAAAAUGAAAACUCUCUCAUCAUUUCUCACCCUCAUGCAUCCUAGAUGUGUAUUAAUUUUUUCUUUUCUUGAACACAAAUUAAGAUUUUUAGGAGAAUAUUUCAGCUCUGUAGGUUCUUCAAUGCAAGUGAAUAAUGGCCAGAAUAUUGAAAUUCCAAAAAGCAAAUAAAGGCAGCAUAAAAGUAAUCCAUAUGACUCCAGUGGUUAAUCCAUGUCUUUAGAAGCGAUAUGAUAGGUGUGUCAUAAACUGAUCAAUAUUUAAGUCUUUUUUUUAACUAAGAUAUUCUUCUAAAAAUCUUUGUUUGUAUUCUGCAGAAGAUAUGAAGUCAUACACAUCUGGGAUGACAUGCGGGUGAGUAAAUUGAGAGUAUUUUUAUUUUUGGGUGAACUAUCCCUUUAAUGCUUUGAUUGUUUUAACAGAAUAUAAUUUUUUUUCCAUUCCUCAGGAUGGACUUGAAUUCCAUUGUAUGUAACUAAGCAGCCAUUUUUAGCUGUAGAGAGACAGACAAAGUGACAGUUUCCCGGAAAGUGUUUAAGAUUUAUUUCAAACUGAAUUACACUGUUUUUAGUCACGUCCUGGCUUUGAAUUUUUUGGAAAAACUGUCUUGAAAAUGUUCAGGGCUCGUUGGGUUUGACCAUACCUUAGGUGUCCAGCAUUACACUUCUUCAUUGGACAGACAUCAUGUGUUCAUUAAGUGGCAAUGACAGAUAUUUUCUUUGUAUUUGUCCCAAAUGUUCUGUACAUUAUGAAUCUCAUAUUAAAAUCAGUCUUGUUUAAAAAAAAUACAAAUGUUGAGUUAAUGUGCUUUGUCCAGAUUUCAUCACAUUAAUAUGAAUGUAAUGCAGCAGAAGUCUUCUUCCUGUCUAUUGCCUAUUAAAUUAUA
Messenger RNA from Xyrauchen texanus (razorback sucker), 6387 nucleotides. RefSeq names its product cytospin-A. The transcript is spliced from 17 exons. Bases 649 to 4035 code for a protein of 1128 amino acids. The record is from RefSeq and is a predicted model, not a curated record. Gene Ontology annotation, cellular component: filamentous actin; microtubule organizing center. Gene Ontology annotation, molecular function: protein binding. Lineage: Eukaryota; Metazoa; Chordata; Actinopteri; Cypriniformes; Catostomidae. Gene Ontology annotation, biological process: actin cytoskeleton organization.